This is a messenger RNA of Daphnia magna, 854 nucleotides long. Its product is annotated as serine/threonine-protein kinase prpf4B-like. The record is from RefSeq and is a predicted model, not a curated record. Bases 60 to 854 code for a protein of 264 amino acids. NCBI's taxonomy places the organism in Eukaryota, Metazoa, Arthropoda, Branchiopoda, Diplostraca, Daphniidae. The transcript has a single exon.
AAGAACGAGUUACCAAUACAGCAGCAAUCAGCGCCUGGGACAAGAAGAAUAUAUCUGCGAUGUGGAUUAUUUACUCAUCAAUUCAGGAGGAAAAAUCAAGAGCUCUAAUGUCAUGCGACCUGGCUCAAGAAAUGUGGAGCCGAAUGGAGACUGCGUACUCGGAAACUUCUGACGAGAUUGCCCCGGUAUUGUGGAGGAAGUUCUAUGGAUCCAAAAUCCAACAAGGGCAAAGUGUCAUGGAGUUCAUGACGGAAAUGGAGCAAAUAGUGUCUCGCCUGAGGGCGAUUAAUGGGGUAGCCCUUGAAGACGGCCAGAUCAUUACGCAAAUACUAAUGUCUCUUCCACCUAGCCUGAAGCUGAAUUUUGUAGUAGCGUGGGACAGUACCCCAGCACAGGAGAAGACCCUGAAAAACUUGACAACCCGUCUUGUUAAAUUAGAGAAAAACGUCAAGCAGAGUGAAGAGGAAAACUCGUCUAAUGCUCUGGUGAGCAUGAGAGUAUCUGAAAACAAAAACUCAGGAGAAUCUGAAGAGAAGGCAUUUCCGGUCCGGGACAACAAGUUGAAAAGAGGAAAUGAAGAUAAGCGAAAGUGCUGGGAAUGUGGAGAUGACUCUCACGUCAGAGCCAAGUGUAGAAUCUUUAAGCGCCGCCUAGAAAGAGAAGAAGACGAUCGAAAUUACAAAAGAAGAAGGUACGAGCCAUCAAACCGAGAAAACAACCGACAUCACGACAGAAACUCUGAGAGCAGAGACAAGCGGCAUGAUAACAGAAACCGGAGAGACGAAAACAGGGGUCGAAGAGAACAUAGUUACUCGGCAAUGCAAUCAAGAGAUAACAACAACAACAAACAGUAA